Diaporthe citri is the source of this 639-nucleotide messenger RNA. RefSeq lists its product as uncharacterized. Lineage: Eukaryota; Fungi; Ascomycota; Sordariomycetes; Diaporthales; Diaporthaceae. Bases 1 to 639 code for a protein of 212 amino acids. The transcript has a single exon. The record is from RefSeq and is a predicted model, not a curated record.
AUGACAAGCCCUGAAGGAAAGCCAAAUAUGGAGUCCGUAGGAUAUACUCCUUCAACUCUGGAGAUGGUCGCUAGGCGGACCGACCCAGAUAUCGAGAUAUUCACCUAUCAGACAUCCUGGCCUCAAACCUUCACUGAAGUCGCGGCUCGCAUGCAGUCUGCCCUGGGGCAUUCAGCCCUCAAACUGGAGCACGUGGGGUCAACAUCGGUGCCCGAUCUCGCUGCGAAACCUAUCAUCGACAUCCUUCUGGAAGUGGACGAUCCCUCGGACGAGGGUGCAUACGUUCCGCAACUAGAGGAUCUCGGAUUCACCCUACACUUCCGCCAGCCAAAGUGGCACGGUCACCGUUUUCUCGCCCUCGCCCUCGACGAGCACGACGCCGAGAUCAACGUCCAUGUCCACAGGGCUGGCUGCCAGAUCGCCGCCCAGUUCCUGACGUUCCGGGACUUUCUGCGUGACAAUUCAUGGGCGAGGGACGAGUAUGCCGAGGCCAAGAGGAAGGCUGCUGAGACGUCCAACGAGGAGAAGGGGGGCCGCUUGCAGUAUCAGAGGCAGAAGGCUGCUGUGCUUGACCGGCUCAAGGCCAGGGCCCUGGAGGAAAGCCCCUCGCCCCCUUGUACUGAUUGUCGUGUGGGGUAA